AUAAAUGACUAUAAGAAGAAAAAACAUAAAAAACCUACUUUGAGUGCCAAAGAACUAAAAUUGCAUGGCCAAAUUGUUUUCAAAAUUUUUGCAAAACCUUUCACUAACAAUUGGAAUAUUAAAGAUGAAUUGCGUUUAUUUGCACUCUGCUUAGACUCAUAUGCAGAGUACUUAGAAACAGCCAAUCAAAAGCAACAAAGCCGUCAGUUAAUGAUGCAUCCUGUUCGUCAGGUAGAUGUUGAUGUGUCAGUACAACAUGUUGAGAAAACUAAUGCAGUGUCCAACACAUAUGCUAAAUUGGAUUUAGCCCUUUCGGAAAUGUCAUUUUUUGAACCCUUAUAUUUUGAUGAAACAACUCUUGCUUCUGAGAAUAUGAAUAGUUCACAGAGAUACAAAUUUUUGAACAACCUUGCUUUAUCUGUAGAUGUGCACAUUCUCCACUAUGAUCCAGGUGCAGGCUUAGGUGCAUUGACUUUUUUUUGGAAGGUCCAGGAUAACAUUUCUAGCAAGGAUAUGUAUAUGAUAGAUAAUCAAGUCAUUCACAGUCUGCGCCCAAAGUUACCCCAGUAUCACACCAGAAAAAUGCGCAUGGAAUUUUAUUCCAUCUAUGAGCGGAUUUCAGGUAUUAAUAUACCACCGCAUGUUCUAAGGUCUAUCUAUAGCACGUUGACUGGAGAUGCUAGUGCGGAUCAAAAUCCAGGGAUUGACCAACGAAUGCGUAUAGCAGUGUUGGCUUCUGAUCCAGAUCUUAUUAUAGAUUUGCGCCAUCUAAAUAAAGGACGUCCAGCUGACACCUUUGAAGUUUUUUUUGAUACCUUAGAUCAUGAACUUGAAGAACUGAAGGCAGCUGACGAGCGAAGACAUGGAGUUGAACACAUUUCAAGAUUUCUGUCUGUUAGGGAUCUGAUCAGUCAAGUAAAAGCUAAACUACCAGAAAAUGUGCCAAUUCCAAGUGAAUCUACAGUUCUUCUGGCUUUUGUACCCAAGAAUGCCCAUGCAAAUGUUUCAAAGUUGUAUAAAGGCCGUGUACCUAUGAAAAUGAAAGUGCAAACACGACAACUCAGAGCAAGCCAUCAAGAUGAGCAUUAUUGUGCCAGCUUAUUUAAGAUGUUGAGAGAAUAUGCAGUAAAGUUUAGAGAACAAACUUCUUUUGUAUGCAUGGAUGACAAAUCAAAAAUUGAUUUUGGGGAACCAGGGGUCCAUAUAUCAUCUGGUGUUCGUGGCAGGAAAUCUAUUGUGCCAGUUGAAUCUGCAUUAUCGUGUCUAGAUCAUGACGUCUCCAGUAAAGGCUCCCUUACACCAUCAGUUGUAUUGCUUGUUGACAUACCAGAGGAUGUAUCAGAGACAUUUUAUAGAGGACAAGUAGCACUCACAAUGAAGGACAGUAUUUUUCAACCAAGUACUCCCUUUAGACAUGCUAUAGAAUUAAAAAAUGUUCUUGAUGUCAGUGAGAAAAAACCUGUUCUUUUUCUUUACACAGAUGGUGGGCCAGAUCACCGUACUACUUACAACAGUGUAAAAAUGUCUUUAAUUGUUUUGUUCAAACAAUUAGAGUUGGAGUUCUUAGUUGCCUGCAGAACAGCACCAGGACAUUCCUGGGCAAAUCCGGCUGAACGGAUCAUGUCUUUGCUGAACAUAUGUUUUCAGAAUACAGCUUUGUCUAGAGAGGAAUCAACAUCUGAAAUUGAGCAAAUUAUUAAAUCAUGCAAUGGCAUGAGUGAGAUUCGCCGGAAAUCUGAAAAAGUUGACGGUCUGAAGGACAAGUGGAUCGAAUCCCUAAAACCCAUGAUGAAUAUGUUGGAAGAUCGUGCCAAGCGGGUUCAACUGAAAGGAAAACCUUUCAACGUCUUUCAAGCUGCCGAUGAUAUCGAUGUCGAACAGACAGAGGCAAGAGUAACUCUGAUUGACCCCACUAUAAGUGUUGGAAAAUACCAGCAGACACAUAUGACUAAGGCUAGAGGCUUUAAGGAAUAUAUUGAAAAGCACUGUCAAGAACGCCAUUAUGUCUUCCAAAUUCGAAGAUGUUCCGAUGCAGAAUGCUGCCUGCCACCUUCCAGAGAAUGGCAGUGGUUACCAGAUCCUAUUUUGGAUUAUACAGGAAAACACUAUAAACCAUUUGAAGCAGUAUUGGGUACAGUCACUACAGAAAAAGAUAGACCCUCAUCCAUGAAUCAGACGAUAGCAGCAGUUGCUCAGGAACAACAAGGUUGUGAAAACAGGAUACUUAUUGCCCAGAAUGUUAGAUCAACAGUAACAUGCACUGAAUGUGACAAACCCAGAUGUGUCUAUUCCAAGUUAAAGUUGACUCCCAGAGAUGUAAGAGCAUUAAAGCACACCAUUGAAAAAUAUGACUACAAUUGUGGAGCAAUUUUAGCACCUGAAGGUGAUGUUCUACAUAUUGACGGUAAAAGGGACGAUGCCGUUAAAGAGUUGGAAGAUUUAAAACAAGCUUUGGAGGCAGAACAAAAAAAGAUAAAUGAAAUUUCUGGAAAGAUUGAAAAGCUGGUUGGUGAUAAAACUAGACUUCUUAAAGAACAAAGAAUAAAAGCUCAAGCAAUUCAAUCGAUCCAGUCUCUCGAGUUUGAAAUUGAGCAGAAAUCGCUUAUUGUAAAAAUGCUACAGUAUGAAGUACUAAAGAGAGACUUUGAUCAAGGCAGCUUCAAGAAUGAAAAGACCCUAGAGGAUCAUAUCCAAGAAGCACAACAGCAAAUAAUAAAAGCUAAACACGACAAGAAUACACAAUCAACAAGAUCUCCAGAAAAUGAGUUUUGUCAACAAAGGUUUGAUACUGGGCAUGGAAUUAUCAUUGAAGGGAUAUUUCCUAAAGAUUUUACAUGUAAGGUUGUACCCUGGACCUCAGAUGAACGGUUAAACAUUAUAAAUAGUAAUGUUUUCCCCGAGGGAUUUACGUUGGAAACUGACCUCUUCUUUGUUAAAAACUCAAAGACUGGAGACCCAUUGGAUGGAAAUACAAUUCCGGCUGAGAAUAUGUUAUUGAAGGCCAUACUACCAAAAGAGAAAACGUAUGCAGAUGUGUAUUUUAAAUACAAAGGUGCUGUUAGAUUUGAUAAAACCUGGAAAUUGCUUGAGUCUAAGGAUAAAGAUAUUGUUUUUAAAGUCGAUGGCGUUGAAUCGUUUUGUGUUAUAUCCAUUCUACCAGAAGAAAGACAUACAAUUUCUCCUUUUGGAUGUCGGUUCAUCAGCCCAAUCGACAAUGGAAUACAAGUAGACUUUCCUUCGAAUGUUGUUGACAAAGAGGAGAAGAUUUGUUUUCAGGUACAUCCAGUUGACAUGACAUAUUUAUCUGAAAGAAAAUCGCAAGUUAAUGAUGAAAAAGUUUGUAUUUCCGCGAUAACACAUGGCCUUUCGUCAAAACAUAGAAAGUUCAAAAAGUCUUUGGAAAUACAGCUGCCUCUGCAAUAUGGUUCCGGACCGUUCGAGGAUGAUUCUGACUACAGGGUUUUUAAGUGGAACGAUGAUGGCUCAUUUGAAUUUGUUGAUAUAAGACCAGUCAUACUAAACAAUACAGCUUCUUUUUCGGCAAAUUCCUUUUCUGGUUAUGGUUGCGUAAGAACAACCAAAUCACAAAGCACUUCAAGUCUUGCAUCCGUAGUACAAGAAGCCUACGGAUUACGAAAAUGGUGUAAAAUCUUGUUUUUUGUUGGAAAAACUACGAAUAACAAUGUCCCAAUUAUGCUGGAAUGUGUAGACCUGCAAAGAGUGGCAGAGGUUUGCGAAAAUCGUAAAAAGUAUGGCUAUCGUUUUGUCUCGGAGUGGAUCAGCAAAGACUUUUUCCUUAUUCCAGAUAAAACCAUCAUAACAGUAGAUGUGAAAGGAAAGUUUGGUAUCCCAAAAGAGUGUAGUGCUAAGCAUCCAAAACUGUCGUUUAUUCCUGUUGCUCAGGAUAACUUUACACGUUUCCUUGUUGAACUUAAGACAAGUGGAACAGUUUACGGUGUGUUAUCAAUACGAGACAACAAAAGCGUUUUGGAUGAGAUAUUCUAUGAUCCUGCCAGUACUAAAAAACUCCCUUCUAAUAAGAAAAUCAGAGAUGAAUUGCUGGGUAACAGGAAUGACCAUUUGGUUAUAUCACGAUCGUCAACUACAGAAAAUCGAAUCGGAAAAGACACUGCAGACAACAGUUUAGAAGAUAAAAAAGACGAUUUCUUCACAGAAAAAGGUCUUUUGGCAUUAUCAAAAUUAAUGAGUCCUAGUACAAUACUGGAAGUCUGUGUUAACAUGGAUGUACCUAUAGCGCAAUGUGAGACUAUUCAGCAGAAAUAUGGGACUGGUUCCACGUUAGGAAACAUAGCCUUACUACAAACUUCACUUGAUCGGCAACCAGGCGACAAACAAUUUGAAAAGUUGAUAGAUGCAUUAAAUUCAGCUGAUCAACGAUCACUGGUUGAUAAAAUACAACACUUGCAUUCAACUGGAAAAGGUCUCCAUGAUGUGUGUAGAUGA
Molecule: messenger RNA, 4464 nt
Organism: Mytilus trossulus (common blue mussel)
Lineage: Eukaryota; Metazoa; Mollusca; Bivalvia; Mytilida; Mytilidae
Exons: 12
Coding region: 211-4464 (1417 amino acids)
Source: RefSeq, a predicted model, not a curated record